AGACUCAUAGACAUUUCAUUACUAUUGAACUAAGGCAUCAUUCAAAAUGAGGGGUGUUGUAGCUAUGCUGGUGCUGAUGUUCUAUCUGUCUGGGGCCUGGGCUGAGGGAGAGAGUAAAGGAGGGAUGGAUCAGAUUGACCAGAACAUUCUAUUCACUACCAUAGAUGCUGUCUGGGAUGAGCUGUAUCACCUGAGACUCAUGCUGAACAACACAAAGAAACGAGUAGAGAAGUUGGAGAAUAAGAACACAGUCCUGGAGGCCAGAGUGACAGCCAGUGAGAGCCAGGUGGUGGAACUGAAGAAAGAGAAUGCAGCGCUGGAGGCCAGAAUGACAGCCAGUGAGAGCCAGGUGGACGAAGUGAAGAAAGAGAAUGCAGUCUUGGAGGCCAGAGUGACAGCCAGUGAGAGUCGGGUAGCGGAACUGAAGAAAGAGAAUGCAGCCCUGGAGGCCAGAUCCACAGCCAGUGAGAGCCAGCUGAAGGAUCUGAAGGGGAAGAAUGCAGACCUGGAGGCCAGACAGACAACCAGUGAGAACCAGGUGGAAGACUUGAAGAAAGAGAAUGCAGGCCAAGCAGCACUAAUGUUAUCCUUGGAAAGCCGACUAACAGCCCUUCAGAGCCAGAUGGCAGAACUGAAGAAAGAGAAUGCAGAUCAAGCAGCACAGCUGUCAGCCCUGGGGAACACAGUGACCGCCAGUGAGAGCCAGGUGGCAGAGCUGAUGGCCAAAAAUGCAGCCCUGGAGGCCAGAGUGACAGUCAGUGAGAGUCAUGUGGCAGAACUGAAGGGAAAGAACGCAGCCCUGGAGGCCAGAGUGACAGCCAGUGAGAAACAGGUGGAGGAGCUGGAGAAAGAGAAUGCAGACCAAGCAGCACAACUGUUAUCCUUGGGGAGCAGAGUGGCAACCCUUCAGAGCCAGGUGGCAGAACUGAAGAAAGAGAAUGCAGCCCUGGAGGCCAGAGUAACAGCCAGUGAGAAGCAGGUGGCAGAACUGAUGGGAAAGAAUACAGCCCUGGAGUCCAGAGUGACAGUCAGUGAGAAUCAUGUGGCAGAACUGAAGGCGAAGAACGCAGCCCUGGAGGCCAGAGUGACAGCCAGUGAGAAACAGGUGGAGGAGCUGGAGAAAGAGAAUGCAGACCAAGUAGCUGAACUGUUAUCCUUGGGGAGCAGAGUGACAACCCUUCAGAGCCAGGUGGCAGAACUGAAGAAACAGAAUGCAGCCCAAGCAGUAGAACUGUCAGACUUGAAGAACAGAGUGACAACCAGUGAGAGCCAGGUAGCUGAACUGAAGAAAGUAAAUGCAGCCCUGGACACCAGAUUGACAGCCAGCGAAAGGCAGGUGGCAGAACUGAAGAAAGCGAAUGCAGCCCUGGAGGCCAGAGUGACAGUAGGUGAGAGUCAUGUGGCAGACCUGGAGAAAAAUAAUGCAGCCUUGAGGACCAGAGUGACAGCCAAUGAGAGCAAGCUGGAUGAACUGAAGAAAGAGAAUGCAGCCCAAGCAGCAGAACUGUCAGACUUGAAGAACAGAGUGACAACCAGUGAGAGCCAGGUGGCAGAGUUGAAGAAAGAGAAUGCAGCCCUGGAGGCAAGAUUGAGUGUCGCUGAGAGCCAGGUGGAGGAACUGAGGCUAGACAGAAGACAGGUGGCCUUUUCUGUUGGUUUGACGGACUCAGGAUAUGUGGGACCCUUUCAAACUGAGAUCACUCUGGUCUAUGAAAAAAUCUUCACCAACAUCGGCAACGGUUACGACACAAACUCUGGUAUGUUUUCAGCACCAGUGAGAGGAGUCUACUACUUCACAUUCACCUCCAUGGGCCGAGAGCCUGGACAGAAAAUGGGUGUUUUCUUGGUCAAAAAUGGAGAGCAAAUGAUAUACAACGUCCAGGACAACUUCCAUGGUGGUUAUGAGUAUAUGACAGGCGCCGUGGCUCUGGAGCUAGAGAAAGAUGACCUGGUGUACUUAAGGCUUCCUAAGGGCUGGGGGCUGUACGAUGACAACUACAACCACAUUGUCUUUACUGGCAUCCUGCUCUUCACCACCAACCCUGCUAUGGGCCUACUCCACUAGUCCCUCUCCGUCCUCCUACAGUCUUCAAUAAACAUGGAAUGAGU
This is a messenger RNA of Oncorhynchus mykiss (rainbow trout), 2109 nucleotides long. RefSeq lists its product as uncharacterized. The record is from RefSeq and is a predicted model, not a curated record. Lineage: Eukaryota; Metazoa; Chordata; Actinopteri; Salmoniformes; Salmonidae. Gene Ontology annotation, molecular function: protein binding.